Drosophila montana is the source of this 1308-nucleotide messenger RNA. RefSeq lists its product as uncharacterized. Gene Ontology annotation, biological process: positive regulation of Notch signaling pathway. Gene Ontology annotation, cellular component: nucleus. The record is from RefSeq and is a predicted model, not a curated record. Bases 78 to 1124 code for a protein of 348 amino acids. Lineage: Eukaryota; Metazoa; Arthropoda; Insecta; Diptera; Drosophilidae. The transcript is spliced from 2 exons.
AGCAGGCAUAACAGUUGAAGAUAUCGAAUCUUUACGUUAUCGAUAGCUUAUUGGAUUUAUUUACCUUUUGUUGAAGCAUGGCGAGUUUUUGUUUUUGGAACGAAUUUGAAUUAAAAAAGCCACCAUUGGUAACUUUACAUGUAAAUGAUACUGGAUUUGCAAAGAAUGUCUUUGUGGUCAUUAACCGAUACUUGAACCAGUUAUCCGGCCCAGACUACUUGGAGUUCAAUCAGACAGCCGCUUUGAUAGGACGUCUUAUGGCACGUCGAAAGAACUCUUUUCGCGGCAUGCCAGGAUUUCGUGCUGUAUGCAAGCUAAAUGCGGCCCUCUGCCGGCUACUGCGUCUGGAUCUGCCGCGUGAAUUGGAACAUUUUCGCGGCGCCUUGCCCGAUGCGUGCGAUGAGGAGCUGUCUGGCGAAAUGCCCACACAAAACAGUCUUGAAUUCAUCCUGGUGCGUUUGAUAGCUUUCCAUCGUUUGCAUGAACGGAUUCGCGAGUGCUGCGAGGCGACCGUCAAAUACUUUGGACAAAUGAUACGCAGCAAUUUCUUCAUGGAGUUCCUGACACUGCUCAUAGCAGCCGUAGCCAAAAUAAACAAGCUAAGCCUACAGCAGGCCAACAAUUGUGCCACGCUGUACAACAAGCUACAACCUCAGCUCACCAACUUUCCGCUAGUGGAAAAGCAUAAAUUUAUACCCGAGAACUGUAAUCUUCCAACGCAGCUGCGUCUGAUAAAAGAAAGCCAGCCGGUAGUGCCAGCCGAAGAGGCGAUUUCUGCAAGCAUCACACUUCAGACACAACUCCCGCCAUUGGUUACGAAAGUAGAAAAGGCAAAAAAAUUGGCCAAAGCGGAUGUGGGCACUGUAGUUGCUCGUAAAUCUCCAAUAGCUGCACCGACGCAGACAAUCUUCCACCUAGACUCGCUGGCCACCGUGGAGGAUGUCAAGCAUUUUAUUGUGCGCGAGUCAAAGGCGCGAAAAAAGACGCCGGACAGCUGUUUGACGAAAGCAAUACAAAAUCACGAGUGGCUGGCGGCAACAACGCUUUUUCAGCGCAAAUUGCAAGCCCGGGAGCAAACAAAAGCAUUGAACAUGUUUCGCAAAUAUAUUGAUAGCAAAAUAUAACAAGAGAAAUUACAUGUAUGUAGAUGCUGACUUACAGAUCCGACACCAUUCCUUCGGCGAGCUGCAUACGCUUUAGUCCCACGAUGUGCCGCUGCGAGUGCGCGUUACUUUUCUGCAAAGGCAAAGAAUUGAUCACUAAACUAGCUGUGAUUCUGAUAGAACAAGUAAUGAGUACCUUGGCAAA